CGGUGGUCUGUCGGGACCGCCCGUCAGACAUGACCCUUUGAUCCUGCCCGAGUGAAUGUAUCAAUAAAGCAUUCUGCGGAAACCUCCAGCGUGGACUAUAGGUCUCGGUGUGGAUAUUUAACUAUAGCCAGGUUUGAUAGAUUUAAUUGUCAUUUCUUUGACUUCUUUAGAUAGCUACCGUCGACCUGCUAAGUAAAGAAAGAAGAGAGAGCAUUUUGCAACGUUAUCAGGCGUAAAAGAUGGAACUUACCUCCAUGUUGCGAAGAGUAUGUUUGACUGCGUUCGUUGGUAUCCUCCUAGCGUCAGCCCUUACUGCCCAGAAUUUCAGAUGUAACCCCGACACGUCCUUCAAGUGCGAUAACGGGCGUUGCAUUUCUGCCACGUGGGUAUGCGACACCGAGAACGACUGCGGCGAUAACAGCGACGAAAUGAACUGCAGUCAGCGGAGUUGCUCACCAGACGAGUACCAGUGCCCUAACGGUGAAUGCAUUCGUAAGCGAUGGGUAUGUGACGGUGAGCCGGACUGCGAAGGUGGAGCCGACGAGAAGGACUGUGCUAACUCCAAAUGCAAGGAGAGUCAGUUCAGGUGCAUGGGAGGAGUGUGCAUCCCGCGGGACCUCGUAUGUGACGGGUUUCCCGACUGUAAACAAAAAGACGAUGAGGACAACUGCGGGCAGCUAACGUCGUGCGCAACUGGUAACUUCCUGUGUAAAGACACAAGCAAGUGUAUCCCGAAGGCGUGGCUUUGUGAUGGUGAAAGUGAUUGCUCUGACGGCAGUGAUGAGGCUCAACUCCUCUGCUCGAUGUUUACUUGUAAAGCAGGCGAUUUCAGAUGCGCAAAUGGUCGAUGUAUUAGCGGGGCUCUCGUAUGCGAUCUUGAUGAUGACUGCGGGGACGAAAGUGACGAAAGAGGAUGCGCACCAAGCGCUGCUACACAAGUGUCAGGAAGAACGACUCCUCGUGCUACGACCACCCCAACGAAAGCAACUUCGGAAACCAUGAACUUUACCAAACCAGCGGGUAUACUAUCACCAGUGGUGCUCUCAACACAAAGAACGUUCCUGCGGACUACACCAAUCCCGAGUACGGUUAAGCCGAGAUUAACGACAACAAACUCAAGCACGGUUACCGUCCGGACUACGAUCGGAGAUACGAACUCUGCUAAACCAACCACAGUGACUAUAGGGACAAUAUCGACAGCCAGUUGGACAACAUCGCCUACCCAUCGUAACAUAUCGGAAACAGGUUUGAAAACAUCGGCAACCAGUCGAAAAACAUUUUCGAAUAUACGGCCAACCUCGGAAACAAGUCGGAAAACAUCAGGAAAUAGUGGAACAACGACUGCGGUUAGUUUGACAAUCUCGGUAUCUAGUCGAAAAUUAACGACUAGUACUCGAACGUAUAUAAAAUCAUCGGAAGCUAGUCGGUCAUCAUUAAUUCCUAGUCGAACGAUGCCUACGAAUCGACUGACAACUUCAAAUAUGUUAUCGACAUUAUUAACGUCUACUGCUAGAUUGGAUGAGCCGACGAGAAUGCCAUCAACUACUAAAGCUACCACUAAAAGAUAUCCUACUAAAAGACCUACUACUAAAAGACAUUCUACUAGAUUACCUACACGAAAGAUGAUGUUGACUCGUGCGUUAAGUACAACACCAAGUACAACACCAGAGUUAAGACGAUGCGGGGGUGUCCUGACGGCUCGCGAGGGUCUUAUAAUGUCACCAAACCACCCCCGACCCUACCCCUCUGAUACGCACUGCAAGUGGGUCAUCAGUCUACCGAGCUACUAUCACGUGAUCAGUGUUGUCAUAGAAACGCUGCGUCUGGAGCCGGACCGUCACUGCUCGUUUGAUUAUCUCAUGUUUAUGGAUCGUCUGUAUAACCAAGUGGGAUGCCGGCACUGUGGCUCCUAUAUCUACCCCGUGACACUAGACAUCAAGGGGAACGUCCUGAUUAUAGUAUUCAACUCAGAUAACCACAACAACAAGCGAGGAUUCAAGUUGCGAUACAAAGCACACUGGAAUUGAUGCAAUAUUUAAAAAAAGAAAAUCCAGCAGAGACAAGCCGCUGUAUAAAUUAAGGGCGUAUUAAGCGCUAUUAUUAUGCUUUACGCUUUCCCAUUUAUUGCUAUAUGUUAUAUAUUCAUAGGAAAUCAAUAUUUAAAAUUAUGUCUAUAAGAAUAAAGUUAUAAAUAAAAAAAUGCGAACACGUAUUUUAUUCUAUAUUUCCAAACUUCAAAGUGGUAAAAUAUUUUUUGUCAGAAAUUUAGCGUUAAAACAUUUCUUUUUUCAGCCAUAUGUUGUUGCUUUUCCCGAACACCCUUAACCUUCGCUGAGGUACUCGGC
This is a messenger RNA of Nematostella vectensis (starlet sea anemone), 2345 nucleotides long. RefSeq lists its product as uncharacterized. The record is from RefSeq and is a predicted model, not a curated record. Gene Ontology annotation, molecular function: protein binding. Lineage: Eukaryota; Metazoa; Cnidaria; Anthozoa; Actiniaria; Edwardsiidae. The transcript is spliced from 11 exons. Gene Ontology annotation, cellular component: plasma membrane. The coding region runs from base 240 to 2027 and encodes 595 amino acids.